Messenger RNA from Paramormyrops kingsleyae, 3181 nucleotides. It is a transcript of the gene tmem8b, whose product is annotated as transmembrane protein 8B. The record is from RefSeq and is a predicted model, not a curated record. NCBI's taxonomy places the organism in Eukaryota, Metazoa, Chordata, Actinopteri, Osteoglossiformes, Mormyridae. Gene Ontology annotation, cellular component: membrane.
CGAAAUUACGUCAUGCCAGAACAGCUGGUCUUUUGCGGUAACUGAAAAUGUGGACUAGCUCAGUGAUAUAAAAUCGCGUUCAACUGAAGGUAAACAUUUAGUUUAUCACAAUGUGGCGAUCGGAGGGUGCAAGAUUGGAAUGGGCUCGACUACAAUUCCUGUUGCUUGUUUACACCUAUCUCUACUCCCUCGCUGAUUGCCUUUUUGUGACUGAUUAUUUCACCCGGACGCCUCGCAAACUGAAUGCUUUCCGGUCAUUUGCCAGCGUAGAGUUAUUCCACUUUAAUGUGCCUGAUGACACCAUGAUUGCUGUCUGGAAUCUCAUCACAUUCAAGGAGCAGGGGGGCACAUUUGGAGACAGCUGCCCUGAUCGCAACGUGACUGUGUAUUUCAGAUCUGGAGCCCCACCUGUGAUCAACCCUCUGCACACCCGAUUCCCUCGUGACACCAUCAUUCCUGGCUCCUUUGCAGUCACAUUGACAUGGACGCUGCCCAAUCGAACAACUGGAGUCUUUAAUGUUACUAGUCCUCUUCCAGGAGACUGGUUUCUGGCUGCACAUUUACCAAAGGAUGAUGGGAAAAUUUCUGUUAAGGGCCUCUCUGAGGAAUGUCAGUACCUCUUCCAGCCACAGCUCAUUGUGCAGAAGCUGAUUGGAAUUUCUGUGCUGUAUCCUGGAUACUUCAUUGAUCAGGUGGUCCCUGUUCGCAACAGAUCUGUUCUUUACAAAGUUUUCAUUCCAAACUACAGCUCCAGCGUGAAGGUGCAGCUUGUGGACUGUAACACAAGGAACAGGAGCACGGACAGGUGCCCAGUGACAGUGAAGGUCAGAGCCAGGGCACCCCCCCUACAUAAUUCUACCUCUCGCAACUGCCGUGAGUGGAGCUCCUGUGACCUGGAAACCCCCCUGCCCCCCUGGGAACAGUGGUAUUAUAUCCUGGUGGAGAGGAACCUAAACAAUGUCAACGUCUACUUCCGAAUUGGGGUCCAGGUCAAAGAUUGUUCCAAACCCAGUGUUCUAAAGGGAUCCUCAGCUAACUCUGCUCUGAAUAUGCCUCAGUCCUUUGGUACUGCCAUGGGCUUCUCCUUGUCUGAGACAUUGCCAGCAGCAAGUUUAGCGAACCUCAUUCAGAAUAGUUCAGAAAAAGUGUCCGUCGUCAUGUCCGAGGAGAGCAUCGCUUACUUAGCCCCAACAGCAGACAGCAAUAAGUGCUGGCCCAUCAGACCAACGCUGCGAAAUGAGCUGGAUACCUUCUCUGUGCACUUCUAUAUUUUCUUUGGGCCCAACAUCUCUGUUCCACCAGAUAGGGCUGCAGUGUUUUCUAUAAACCUGAUGCCUGUUCUAGACAGUGGAGGUGUUCUCAAUAUGGAGCUGAAGCUCAAUGUGUCUUCAUUGAAAGGAGAGAACGUCACAGUGUUCGGCUGUUUAAACCAUAGAAUGCCCCUGCCAUUAUCUGAAAAUUCCACAGUUAAAUGUGAAUCUGAGUCCAUUGCUGGGUUCAUUCUAUCAGUGAAUGCCACCUCCAACAUCACCAAGCUGCGAAUUCCCUACCCUCAGACAGGCACUUGGUAUCUGAGCCUACGCUCCCUCUGUGCCACCGAACAUGGCAGGUUUGAAAGUUGCAACAAUAUCACAGCAGAAGUGUACUUACGGUCAUACCUCACACCCUGCAUCAAUGAUUGUGGAACAUAUGGACAGUGCAAACUACUCCGCACCAACAAUUACCUGUAUGCAGCAUGUGAAUGUAAAGCAGGCUGGGAUGGUUGGGGCUGCACGGAUAACUCGGAGGCGUUCUCCUACGGAUUCCAGCUGCUCUCCACCCUGCUGUUAUGCCUGAGCAACCUGAUGUUUGUUCCGCCCGUGGCCAUCGCCAUUCGAAGCAGUUACCUGCUGGAGGCCUCUGUAUACAUCUUCACAAUGUUCUUCUCGACUUUUUACCAUGCCUGUGACCAACCUGGGAUUGUAGUCUUUUGCAUCAUGGAGUACGAUGUCUUGCAAUUCUGCGACUUCCUUGGGUCACUGAUGUCAGUGUGGGUUACCGUCAUUGCUAUGGCCAGGCUUAAGCCAAUCUUCAAGCAGGUGCUGUACUUGCUGGGAGCGAUGCUGCUGUCUAUGGCCCUGCAGCUGGACAGGCAUGGGCUGUGGAACCUCCUCGGACCCAGCCUGUUUGCUCUCGGUAUUAUGGCUGUUGCUUGGACCGUGCGAACCAUCCGGAGACGGCGUUGCUACCCACCCACCUGGAAGAGAUGGGUCUUCUUCUUGUUUCCCGGCACCAUGAUCGCCACCUCCGCCGUAGCUCUUUAUGCUUUCGUGGAGACAGAAGAGAACUAUUUCUACAUCCACAGCAUUUGGCAUAUGCUGAUUGCAGGCAGCGUGGGCUUUUUACUCCCGCCCCGUGCAAAGCCCAAUGUCAAGGCCACACCAAUGAAGAGAAGGAGGGGAUGUGGCUAUCAGCUAUGUGUCAAUGAACAUGAAGAGAUGGGCCUGGUGGAUCCAGCCAUCAUCUCUAUCAACAGCAUCUGCACAAGUUGAUACUCUUGGCUCCAAAGAUUAUUACUGCCUUUUUUUAUUUUGAAAUAAAAUGGAAAAAAGCCAGACGUUGUAACAAAUGUUGUAAAUAAUGAAAACAAAAACUGAAUUUUAUUAUUAUUAUUAUUAUUAUUAUUAUUAUUAUUGUGAGUGUGGCAUUUUUGUACAUAUACUGUACAUUUACAUUCUAAGCUGAACACUGCUGCUACUUGACAGUAACUGUAAAAUUGUGUAAUUUAUUGACAUUUCAUGUUUUCUAGACAAAACCAAAUGUUGAAGUGCAUUUGGAAGGAGGCACGGUGUUAGUAUAUAUAAAUAUCUUCUCAUGGGAUUCACAGCAAUGUGAUAAUGUACAUAUACAUAUAUCCUGUAUGUAUAUGUAUUAAUAUAAAUAUUUGAUGUCUGUAUAACUGUGAGUAAUACCCGUGUUUUGUGGUCUGUUGGAUUAUUUGCUAGAUUGUUGUAUAUGGUUUUAAAGCUUUGGAUGUGUUAUGUAUGCAGUGUCUUUGGAUUUAGAAAGGCAGCUGUUUACAGUCAGUAAGUAAGGGCAGAUUUAUUUUUAAAAUGUCAGAACAGCUCAACAUUGUCUUACUUCCAAAUAGAUCAGGUGCAUUUUCAUACCACUAUCAGAGUAAACACAAAAUAUACAUAUA